UUCAAACAGUCGUUCACUCCCGUGAUACCUUGAAAAAGGCCCCGAAAAAGUAACGUCAUCUAACUGAUCAGAGCUUCUAUUUUGAAACGUGAAAUCAUCUGACCCGGAAGUGAAGGAUGACGGAUAAUUUUCUUAAUUCCUAAACUUCAGUUAUCUUGUCUUUUCUUAUUCAGAAACUGUAAAAUAAAUAAACAAAAUGACUGAACACUGAAGUAAAUUUAUUUGAGAUAUAAAUGACAAAAACUCAGUGUUUGUAUCUAGUUGUUGAGCAAUAUUGUGACGUUUUCUUUAUGUCUGUGGUGUUUAUGUGUCACGUAGCUCGCGCUUUGUUUUGCUUUGUGCUAGAUCAAUCUGUAGCCUUUAGCGCGCGCGAGCUGACAGUUUAACACAUGAGCGUAUCACUUGUAGUGAUCCGUCUGGAGCUCGCGGACCAGUCGCUCAUGCCACAAGGUUUUCAGUACUGUGCCGAUGAGAUGUCUGAAGAGGAGAUGCGAGACAAGGCCCUGGCCUCGGCCAGGAUGGCACUCGGGGGCAAGACGGAGAUAGAGAAGGCCGCUAUCCUCCAUCAGCACAUGGGCAGCCGGGCCAUGUCAGACAUGGUGAUUGAGACUCUCAUGGCGAGCUCAGAUGUACCUGAGGAGAAAGGGGGAGCACAGUCGACCGAGGAAAGUGGCAGCAGUAAAACGGAGGAUAGCGAUGCCACAAGAGUCCCCGAAUCGCCCUCCAAACAGCUUCCAGAUCAGAUCUCUUUCUUCAGCGGCAACCCAUCUGUGGAGAUUAUCCAUGGCAUCAUGCACCUCUACAAGACAAACAAGAUGACAUCGCUGAAGGAAGACGUGAGGCGCAGCGCCAUGCUUUGUGUGCUCAGUGUGUCGACAACAAUGACCAGCCAUGACCUCAUGAAGUUUGUGGCACCUUUUAAUGACGUCAUGGAGCACAUGAAGAUCAUCCGUGAUUCUAUGCCCAACCAGUACAUGGUGCUGAUAAAGUUUGCCACCCAGGCUGAUGCUGACAGCUUCUAUACAACCUGCAAUGGCCGGCAGUUCAACUCCAUUGAGGAUGCCGUGUGCCAGCUGGUCUAUGUCGAGAGGGCCGAGGUGAUCAAGUCUGAAGAGGGGGCCAGUUUACCAGUGAUGGACUUGACUGAGCUGCCCAAAUGCACGGUGUGUCUGGAGCGCAUGGACGAGUCGGUGAACGGUGUACUCACCACCCUGUGUAACCACAGCUUCCACAGCCAAUGCCUGCAGCGCUGGGAGGAUGCCUCGUGCCCUGUGUGCCGGUACUGUCAGACCCCGGAGACUGUGGAGGAGAAUAAGUGCUUUGAGUGCGGCGUGCAAGAGAACUUGUGGAUCUGCCUGAUUUGCGGCCACAUCGGGUGCGGACGCUAUGUUAGUCGCCAUGCCUACAAGCACUUUGAGGAAACACAGCACACCUACGCCAUGCAGCUGACCAACCACAGAGUCUGGGAUUACGCAGGAGAUAACUAUGUGCAUCGGCUGGUGGCCAACAAGACGGACGGCAAAAUCGUGCAGUAUGAGUGUGAGGGUGACUCCUGUCAGGACGAGAAGAUCGACUCACUACAGCUUGAGUAUUCUUAUUUGCUGACCAGCCAACUGGAAUCACAACGCAUCUACUGGGAAAAUAAAAUCGUUCAUCUAGAAAAAGAAACAGCGGAAGAGAUCAACAAUAUGAAAUCCAAAUUUAAGGAGACGAUCGAGAAGUGUGACAACUUGGAGCUCAAGCUGAACGAAUUAACCAAAGAGAAACAGGCCAUGGAGAAAAAAUGCUCCCAGUUGAACAACAAGGUGGCCAAGCUGGGCCAGGAGCUACGGGAGGAACAGGAGAUGAACCGAUGUCUGCGAGCCAAUCAGCAGCAGCUCCAGACGAAGCUGCAGGAAGAGGAGAAUAGAGGUAAGGAGGCCAUCGCUAAGAAGGACGCCCAGAUUGAAGAGCUCCAGGAGCAACUGCGUGAUGUCAUGUUCUACCUGGAGACACAGCAGCAGAUCAGUCGCAUGCCCGCUGAGACACGGCAGGAGAUCCAGGAGGGCCAGAUCAACAUCGCCUCAGCCCCUGCAGCAUCCAUGCCAGGACCCUCCACACAUAGCACAGGCAAGACUACUUCAAGAAAAGGGCGAGCCAAGAGAGGGAAGUAG
Molecule: messenger RNA, 2153 nt
Organism: Ictalurus furcatus (blue catfish)
Lineage: Eukaryota; Metazoa; Chordata; Actinopteri; Siluriformes; Ictaluridae
Gene: brap
Product: BRCA1 associated protein
Exons: 12
Coding region: 390-2153 (587 amino acids)
Biological process (GO): protein ubiquitination; Ras protein signal transduction
Cellular component (GO): cytoplasm
Molecular function (GO): ubiquitin protein ligase activity; zinc ion binding; nucleic acid binding
Source: RefSeq, a predicted model, not a curated record